AGAGAGAGCGGCUGAGAGUGUCUGUACCAUGCAGAGAUUCGGAACUUAUAAACUUCAUGAAAAGCCACCAAACAAAGGACGUUAGGACUGAAAUAGUGAGGAGUGUGCUGCAAUCAUGCAGAACCACGUGACUUCACUGCUUGUGGUUCUGCUGCUCCUGUGCAGCUGCACUGGGAUCCAAAGCCUCGACACUGCGCCCGUCCCUCUGUUUACCCAGUCUGUUUACAAUGCUACCAUUUAUGAGAACUCUGCUGCUAAGACCUAUGUGGAAAGUCUUGUCAAAAUGGGAAUCUACAUCACAGAUCCUAUCUGGGAAAUACGGUACAAAAUCGUGUCGGGAGACAAUGAGAACCUGUUCAAAGCUGAGGACUAUCAAUUGGGAGACUUUAGUUUUUUGCGAAUAAGGACCAAAGGAGGUAGCAGUGCCAUUCUUAACCGGGAGGUUAGAGACCACUAUAUUCUCACAGUCAAAGCCAUGGAAAAGAAUUCAAAUGCUGAGGCUCGAACACGAGUCAUGAUUCAGGUACUGGACACAAAUGAUCUUCGGCCAUUGUUCUCCCCAACCGCUUAUAGCAUAUCUUUACCAGAAAACACAGCUAUUCGCACAAGUGUAGCCAAGGUGAUGGCGACGGAUGCGGAUAUCGGUACAAACGGAGAGUACUACUACAGCUUGAGAGAAUGGACGGACAUGUUUUCGGUCCACCCCACAAGUGGUGUAGUUAUGCUAACCGGAAAGCUGGACUACUCUGAGACAAAGCAGUAUGAAUUAGAGAUUUUAGCAGUGGACCGAGGCAUGAAACUGUAUGGUAGCAGUGGAUUUAGCAGCAUGGCUAAGUUAACGGUACGAGUGGAGCAGGCCAACGAGCAUGCACCGGUCAUCACUGCUGUAACCCUAGCACCUUCAGACACUGACAAGGACCCUACUUAUGCUGUCGUGACUGUUGAAGACAGUGACCAAGGUGCUAAUGGUGAGAUAGCAUCUCUCAGUGUGGUUGCAGGUGACCCUCUUCAGCAGUUUAAAGCCAUGCGCACAAGUCCAGGCAGUAAGGAAUAUAAAAUCAAAGCAGUCAAGCAGGUCGACUGGGAUAGUCAGCCCUUUGGAUACAACCUAACACUGCAAGCCAAAGACAAAGGAAGUCCACCCCAGUUUUCAUCCGCAAAGGUCAUCCAUGUCAUGUCUCCCCACUUUAAAGUAGGGCCUCCUAAGUUCAGUCAAGCUACUUACAGAGUCAAUGUGAGUGAAUUUGCACCACUGAACACACCUGUUGUAAUGGUAACAGCUGUGCCAAAGUAUCCUCAACUUAAGUAUGCAUUUAGACACAAAUUGGAUAAAAAUAAUUUUGCUAUUAAUGCAGAUUCAGGCUUGAUUACAACAGCUGGGCCCCUUCAUGCAGACUCCAUGAACAGAUAUGAAUUAGAAGUUAUGACCAGCGACAAAAAAGCAUCUGCAAAAGUAAUUAUCAAUGUGAUCGACGUGAACAACAACGGCCCAGAAUUCAAACAGACAUCUUACAAAGCUAGCAUUGAUGAAAAUAUGCCCAUAGGUACUAGUGUACUAACAGUGAAAGCCACUGAUUUAGACAGUGGGGAAAAUGGAUAUGUCACUUACAGCAUUGCCAAUGUGAAUCCCCAGCCGUUUGUUAUUGAUUACUUCUCUGGCGUCAUCAGUAGUUCAGAGAUUUUGGAUUAUGAACUGAUGCCAAGGAUUUAUACCUUGAAAGUGCGGGUGUCAGACUGGGGUUCCCCUUUUCGACGUGAGGUGGAAACUCAGGUUACAGUCACACUUAACAACUUGAACGACAACAAGCCACUUUUUGAGAAUGUGGAUUGUGACAUAACUGUGCCAAGAGACCAUGGUGUUAGUGAGCAAAUCACAACCGUGUCUGCUAUCGAUGCUGAUGAGUUGCAGUUGGUGAGGUACAGAAUAAAAGCUGGGAAUGACUUGAAUCUGUUUGAAAUAAAUUCAAACUCAGGCAUUCUGUCCUUAAAGCAGCCUUUGAGUGAGGGUGAGGCAGCAAAAGUGUCCUAUCACAGUUUGCAGAUCAUAGCCAGUGAUGGAGAACAUGAAACUCAGCCCAUGUUUUUGAACAUUACAGUCGUUACGGCACGUAAACCAGUCCAAGUGAAAUGUGUUGAUACUGGAGUUGCCAGCAUGCUGGCAGAAAAGCUUCUGCAAGGAAGCAAGAUCCACAGCCAAAACGAACCCGAAGACCACUUCCAAGACUUUCACUCUGUGAACCGCAUUGCACCCCAGUUUGUAGAAACUUUUCCCAGUGUGAUUGAGGUCAAGGAAGACUUGCCUGUUGGGGCCAGGAUUGUCCAUCUUAGUGCCAUGGAUUCUGACAGCGGUUUUAAUGGAAAACUGGUUUAUGUUAUCUCUGGGGGUGACGCUGAAAGUUGUUUCGUCAUUGAAAUGGACAGCGGAUGGCUCAAAGUGUACGCACCUCUUGAUAGAGAAACAACUGAUCACUAUACAUUGAACAUUACCGUGUAUGACCUUGGAAUACCCCAGAAGUCAUCUUCACGUCUGCUGGAUGUAAAGAUCCUGGAUGCUAAUGACAACAGCCCACAGUUUUUACAGGACGCAUACUCGGUGGACAUCAGCGAGGGCACUGCGGUGGGCACAGAGAUAAUUCAAGUUGAAGCAAAAGAUAAAGAUCUUGGUGAUAAUGGUGUGGUCAGAUACUCCAUAUUGGCAGACACAGAUCAAUUUGCUAUUGAUAUGGAAACAGGGAUCGUUACGGUGAAGAAGCCUCUAGACCGGGAAGUGCAACCCAGUUUUAUUCUCAAGAUAGCAGCUCGCGACCAGGCCGCUGGUGAACCUCGACUUGUCUCGACUGUGUUGCUUAAAAUCACACUGGAGGAUGUAAACGACAACCCUCCGAAGUUUAUUCCUCCAAAUUAUCAGGUGAGAGUUCGUGAGGAUCUACCCAUUGGUACUGUUAUAAUGUGGCUAGAAGCUCACGACCCAGAUGUUGGGCCAUCUAGCCAGGUACGAUACAGCCUCGCUGACAAUGGGGAUGGGAAAUUUGAAGUAGACAAAUUGAGUGGCGCCGUACGAAUCGUGCAGAAUCUGGAUUACGAGAAAAAGCAAGUGUACAGUCUCACAGCAAGGGCAAAGGACAAAGGGAAGCCGAUAUCUUUGUCCUCAAGUUGUCACAUUGAGGUGGAAGUUGUGGACGUAAACGAGAAUCUCUACAGGCCAUUGUUCCCAUCAUUUGUGGAUAAGGGAUUUAUCAAAGAGGAUGUGCCCAUUGGAACAUCAGUGAUGAAAAUCACAGCUCAGGAUGAGGAUAAAGGAAAAGAC
Sinocyclocheilus grahami is the source of this 3307-nucleotide messenger RNA. Its product is annotated as protocadherin Fat 1-like. NCBI's taxonomy places the organism in Eukaryota, Metazoa, Chordata, Actinopteri, Cypriniformes, Cyprinidae. Gene Ontology annotation, molecular function: calcium ion binding. The transcript is spliced from 2 exons. Gene Ontology annotation, biological process: homophilic cell-cell adhesion. The record is from RefSeq and is a predicted model, not a curated record. The annotation marks the transcript as partial. Gene Ontology annotation, cellular component: plasma membrane.